Molecule: messenger RNA, 2220 nt
Organism: Branchiostoma belcheri (Belcher's lancelet)
Lineage: Eukaryota; Metazoa; Chordata; Leptocardii; Amphioxiformes; Branchiostomatidae
Product: 26S protease regulatory subunit 6A-B
Exons: 10
Coding region: 59-1351 (430 amino acids)
Biological process (GO): proteasome-mediated ubiquitin-dependent protein catabolic process
Cellular component (GO): proteasome regulatory particle, base subcomplex
Molecular function (GO): ATP binding; proteasome-activating activity; ATP hydrolysis activity
Source: RefSeq, a predicted model, not a curated record
GCAAGGCGGCGCUCGUGCACGGCGAAGUGGUUUGAUCACGUGACCUCAAACAAGCAAGAUGGCGGCCUCUUCGUUGGAUGACAAGGCGAUCUGGGACGACGGAGAUGAGGCGCUGGGAGAAGAAGUCAUGCGAAUGUCCACAGAUGAAAUCAUCAGCAGAACUCGGCUGCUUGAUAAUGAGAUAAAGAUUAUGAAGAGUGAAACGAUGCGGAUCUCACACGAGCUUCAGGCUCAGCGAGAGAAAAUCAAAGAGAACACAGAGAAGAUCAAGGUCAACAAGACACUGCCUUACCUGGUGUCCAAUGUUAUAGAGAUCCUGGACGUGGAUCCCCAGGAUCAGGCGGAGGAGGACGGCGCCAACGUGGAUCUGGAUUCCACCAGGAAAGGGAAGGCUGCCGUCAUCAAAACCUCCACCAGACAGACGUACUUCCUACCUGUCAUUGGCCUGGUGGACGUGGAACAACUCAACCCUGCAGAUCUGGUGGGAGUAAACAAGGACUCGUACCUGAUCCUGGAGAAGCUGCCAGUGGAGUAUGACUCCCGCGUGAAGGCGAUGGAAGUGGACGAGAGACCAACAGAACAGUACAGCGACAUCGGAGGGCUCGACAAGCAGAUCCAGGAGCUUGUUGAAGCAGUAGUCCUGCCCAUGACACAUAAGGACAAGUUUGAGAACCUGGGCAUCCAGCCUCCUAAAGGUGUUCUCCUGUACGGACCCCCUGGGACGGGCAAGACUCUGCUAGCCAGGGCCUGCGCUGCACAGACUAAGUCGACUUUCCUGAAGCUGGCGGGACCACAGCUCGUUCAGAUGUUCAUCGGAGACGGAGCCAAGAUGGUCCGGGACGCCUUCGCGCUGGCCAAGGAGAAGAGGCCGGCUAUCAUCUUUAUCGACGAGUUGGACGCCAUCGGCACAAAGCGGUUUGACAGCGAGAAGGCAGGAGACAGGGAGGUCCAGCGUACCAUGUUGGAACUCCUGAACCAGAUGGACGGAUUCAGCUCUACUAUGGAUAUCAAGGUGAUUGCGGCCACCAACAGAGUAGACAUCUUGGAUCCCGCGCUGCUGCGUUCCGGACGUCUGGACCGUAAGAUCGAGUUUCCGAUGCCCAACGAGGAGGCUCGGGCGCGUAUCAUGCAGAUCCACUCUCGGAAGAUGAACGUCAGUCCUGAUGUGAACUUUGAGGAGCUGGCCCGCUGUACAGAUGACUUCAACGGGGCUCAACUCAAAGCUGUGUGUGUGGAGGCUGGAAUGAUAGCUCUUCGAAGAGGUGCGACAGAACUGGUGCAUGAAGACUACAUGGAUGGAAUACUAGAGGUGCAAGCCAAGAAGAAAGCCAACCUGAACUAUUAUGCCUAGAAACUAAAGUACUGUUUGUAUCUUUACCCAACAUAAAGUUCCAGUUUCAUGUCUUCUUCUGAAGUUGGAACUUUGUGUAACAGGAGAAGUAUUGGGGAUUCCGUUGAUAAAGUACAUUUAAUAUUUGCGGGACAAAACCACAUAUGCUCAGUGGAUUAACAGUGGCAUUUUGUAGGCUAGUAAGUGUAAGGGACAUACCAUGGUUCAAGAUACAUUCACAGUUGCAUCAUUCAUUUUCAACAAAGGUAUCUGUACUAUGACUUCUGAUCUUAUCUUCUGUGUUGGUAGAAGUCAUUAUGCAGCAAGUUUAAACUGUAGUUUCCAACACAAGAAAUUGGACUCACCCAAAUUUUCGACUGUACAACUCCAGUCUUCCUUGACAAAAAUUUGGGUGAGUUUUAACUUGCUGCAAGAUGUACAUAACAGACUUCUGAUGUUAGAAUAUUUGAAAGACCGUAUGCUACAUUGCAGGAAUGGGGAUAUCUUUUUGUUUUCACAACAUACUCAACAUCAUGUAAGUACACUACAAAAAGAAACAGGAAAAACUGGGUCUGAAGUGAAUAUUUAAACAGUUCUAAGCACCACAUGGCUAAAGGUGGCAGUACCUGGCUUGUUCAGUUUAAUCUUAUCUAGACCAUACCUUAUACAUGUGUAUUGUUUGUGACUGAGAGGACUUUGACAUAUUAUCCAAAAUGCAUAACCAGAAUCAGUUUAUUAUAUCACAAGCUUUCUGGAACGCGAUUCUGUACAUAAAGUAACUUAGAAGUGAAGCUUUGAAACACAUACUUAAGGGAAUCUGUGAAACAUAGGGAUUACAAUGUUUGAUUCUACAUCUAUUACUAGGAGUAAAGAAUGGACAUUUUCUCUGA